Cyphellophora europaea CBS 101466 is the source of this 1491-nucleotide messenger RNA. RefSeq lists its product as uncharacterized. Lineage: Eukaryota; Fungi; Ascomycota; Eurotiomycetes; Chaetothyriales; Cyphellophoraceae. The transcript has 4 exons. The record is from RefSeq and is a predicted model, not a curated record. Gene Ontology annotation, cellular component: membrane. Gene Ontology annotation, biological process: transmembrane transport. Bases 1 to 1491 code for a protein of 496 amino acids. Gene Ontology annotation, molecular function: transmembrane transporter activity.
AUGGCUGCCCUCAAUGCCGAGCCCGAGAAAGCGGACUUUCCAGACUUGUCCGGCAACAACUCCAACGAUGAGGUGGAAAAUGCUGGUACCCGGGUCAUCGUCGACAAGAUGACCGAGCGUAAGCUCAUGACCAAGAUUGACAAACGCAUUAUACCAAUGGUGAUGUGGAUAUACUUGAUGAAUUUUAUGGAUAGAGUCAGCAUCGGCAACGCCCGUCUGUAUGGCAUGGAGGAUGACCUCGGCCUUACUGGUGACCAAUUUCAGCUCGCCGUGUCAAUUCUGUUUGUCACUUACUGCUUGUUUGAGACACCCUCCAACAUGAUCAUCAAGAGACUCCAGCCUGCAUACUACAUCGCCGGUCUCUGUGUAGCUUGGGGUCUUGUGGCAACAUUCUCUGCCUUUGUUCAGAAUCUGGGAGGGCUCAUUGCCUGCCGCCUUCUGCUGGGCUUCUUUGAAGCCGGCUUCUUCCCAGGUAUCAUCCUCUAUCUAACCACGUUCUACAACAAGGGCAAUAUCGCGCUCCGAAUAAGCUACUUCUUCGCCACAUCCGCCGUAUCGGGCGCCGCGGGAGGCCUGGUCGCUUAUGGCAUCGGCAACAUGGACGGAACUGCAGGCUGGAGAGCAUGGAGAUAUAUCCUACUUUUUAACGGAAUUCCGACCGUCCUUACUGGACUCUUGAUCCCGUUCGUCUUGCCAAACAGUCCACAGACAGCCAAGUUCCUCACCGACGACGACCGCCGCAACAUGGUACUCCUUCGCGAAGCCGAAACCGGGCAAACCAAAUCGGCGCAGGAGCUCCACUGGCCCGAUGUAAAGGCCGGCAUGCUUGACUGGAAGACCUAUGCCUAUGGCCUCACUCAAUUCUGUAACAACGCCAUGCUUUAUGGGUUCAGCGCCUUUCUUCCUACGAUCAUCCGUGGGAUCGGCGACUGGAGCGUUGCCGAGGUCCAGCUCCUGACCAUCCCAGUCUAUGGGAUCGGAGCUAUCACCUACCUCAUUUGCUCGCGUAUCAGCGACAUCACCCAAAUCCGCGGCCCGUUCGCCGCCGGCGGCCAACUGGUCGCAACGGUCGGCUACGCCAUGCUGAUCGCGAACCACAGCCCAGGCCUCAGUUUCACGGGUUGCAUGUUCGUCGGUAUGGGAUGCUACGUCGCCAACGGCACGCCCGUCGCGUGGCUCUCAACCAACAACCCGCGCUACGGCAAGCGCGCGUACGCCAGCGGUGUGCAGCUGUCAAUGGGAAACUCGGCUGGUGUGGCGGCGCCCUUUUUGUUCACCAAUGCUAUGGCGCCUGAAUACCGUCCUGGGUACGGGGCGACUAUCGGUCUGUUGGGCUUCGCCAUGAGCACCAUGACGACCCUACACCUAUAUUAUAGAACGGUAAAUGCGCGAAGGGAGCGGGGCGAGGAGGACUGGAAAUUCGAGGGUAAGACAGAAGAAGAGGUGGCUGAGCUGGGUGACCUCAGCCCCAGGUUCCGGUAUACGCUCUGA